AACAUCCACAUAUAUAUAUAUAUAUAUAUAUAUAUAUAUAUCAAAUUUUGAAGAAACGUUUUUUAAAUAAAAUAAAAAAUAAUAAUAACAUAAUAGACUUUGAAUUUUCAACUACUAUUCUAUUUGUAUUUCUUAUAUAUUUAUUUUUUUAAAUUAUUUUUAGAUAUUUGCAAUGAUGGAUAAUUGUUCUGAUGUUUUCAUUGACAUUGUAUAGUGGCAUUCUGUAAAAUCUAUCUAAUUCUUAAAAACAGUUAGCAAACACACUGGGAUUGCUUAAUUAGCAGUACGUUUUGCUAAAAAGAAACAAGGGAGCAUCUCCGUUAGUUUGACAGCAUUUUAGCACAAAACAUUUAGUGCAAAUUGAUAAACUUAGCAUUGCUAACUCUUAUUAAAUAGCGAAUCAGUUUUACAGGAAGCCGUAAAAUAGCAACAAAUAUAGCUUGUGCAAGUUACUUGCCUGAGACGUUGACCACGAGGUUCAACCAUGCAUUGACGAAUAAGUUUUAUCUGCAUAGCUUAACUGCUUAAGUCAUGUUCAACCAGUGACGAAUAAGUUUUAUUGGUAGAUAAGAACUUGUUGAGAGGAUGCUACACUAUAUAAAGAGAGAAAAGGCUUUGAUUUACUUUUAAUGCUUCUAAAACAAAAACACAUUUUAGGGUUCGAACUUGGUAACGUUGUAACAAAAGAUCUGUUAUUUUAAAUAAAAGAUAUAUAUUCAUUGAUAUACAACAAAUUUUAUCCAUUAAACUGAUGUCUUUCACUUACACAAUUACUCACCACUUUCCAAAUGUUAGUUAUCGUCCAGUUAUGAAGGAUAUAUAAGAACCAAAAUAAAAGUCAUAGAAGACGUCACUCUUCAUAGCGUGAUGAUGUUACAGUUUCAUAUUAUGAUGAGUUUGAAAAUAAUUGUAUGCUUAAAAUUAACAAGCAAGUAGAGAUUUGCAUCAUAUACAAUUAACAACAUAAUAGAGAUCCAUCCAUAAGCAUGCAUAUACAACAAGUACUAUGCUAAGAAGCACUUGAGUAAAAAAAAAGCAAGAAUAACUCCUACAUGGUUUGUCAUGUAAUGGAAAUAAGAAUGAAGCUGUACAUGUUUAAGCUGCUUGGGAGUUUUAAAAUUUUUAACCUAAAUAUCGUUGUAGUAUUAACAUCAAAAGGUCUGAAACUUCCAAGGCAUAAUCAUCGAUUAAUACUCCAUAGUUAUCUACAUCACAAGACAAGCUAUAUAUGUAAAAUGGAUUCACCUUUGAUGAACAAAGCUUGUAUACGUACUUGCUAACUCUUUUGAAGGAACGUACAUAUACUAAAGGGGAUCCGCUACAGAACAUCAUAUCAAACAAGGAGAGCAUGUGAAGAUUCGACCCAUAUCAAUGCUCUAGUUCUCAACCGCUUGAGACGGUGUGAAUGAGGUUUCAACCAGCGAAGCCUCUACGCAAGGUCACAAGCCAAUGGUUUAGAGGUAGAUAAGUAGCCGUAGGCUAUAUAAAGUUAAGAACUUUGUUGAGAGAGAACGAACAAAAACAACAUGUGCAUAUUCUACCACCAUCCCAGGUAUUUUUUCACUCACCUGAGACUUGUGUUUCAACAUUUUUCUAAUUAAUACAUUAAAGUAAGGAAGUUUAAGUUAAAAAUGUUAUUUACAAAUUUGUAUUGAAAUAUAAAAUGAUACUUUUGUGAAACAAAAUUAAAAUCUUAAAAUAUCAUUUUUGUAAAAUGGAAAGAGAUUUUACAAUCUUGGUAUGUUGACUCUAAUUCUGCAAUAAUGACUAAAGACUUUUAAAAUAUAGUAGUUGCCAAAUAAUUAGUCAAAUAUGCAUAUUAAUUAGUCAAUACAUUCUCUUUAUGUACAUUAAAUGUUUUCAACUAAUAUAAAAUCCUUCUAUACAUAUACUUUUUCCUAUAAAUAUACUGUGCACGACCAUGGUUAUUAAGACACAAACCUAAAAAAACUAUCAGAAACCAAACACCCUAGUUCCUAAACAAUGAAACAUACAAAGGGAAAGCAAAAGAUCGAGAUGAAAAAAGUUGAAUCCUACAAAGCCAGAAGGACUACUUUUUACAAACGUAAAGCUGGGAUUUUUAAGAAGAUGAACGAGAUCAUUGCAGAAUGCGGUGUGGAAGCAUCUUUCUUGGUGUUCCCUGAAUCCGGAUAUCCUCGUACAUUCGCACACCCGUCUAUGGAAGAUGCUGUUGAUCGAGUAAAGUGCUCUUUGGGACAUGAACCAUCUGGGAAAGACGAUGCCAGUAUUGGAUCACUAGUGGAAGCUCAUAAGAAGCGAAAGAAUGAGGAGCUCGCGAAAAAAUUGUGUGAUCUCCAUGAGGAGCUAAAAAUGGCGGAGGAGAAGGAAAAGAAGAUGGUGGAGAAAAAGAAAAUUAAGGAAUUGAAAAAUGAGUGGCCGAAUACUCUAAAUGAAGGCGUGAACAAGGAUGAGUUGAAGCGGGUGCACCAAGCCUUUGUGGAGUUAAGUUAUAGCUUAUCAGGUAAGGCUUUACAGAGGUUGGGAAAAAAUGGUGAUGGUUCGUCUUCUGCUCUUGCAGAACGUGGAUAUUGUGAUGGUGGCGAAGCAGGAGCGGGUGAACAAACUUGAUUUAAUCUAAUUCAGUUGUUGCAAAAAAAAAAAAAAAUCUAAUCCAAUUUGAAUUUCUGUUUAUGUUAUUUUUGAAUUUGAAUUUGAAUUUGAAUUUCUGUUUUUAUCUAAUCCAAUUUGAAUUUCUGUUUAUGUUAUUUUUGAAUUUGAAUUUGAAUUUCUGUUUUUAUCUAAUCCAAUUUGAAUCUCUGUUUUUAUGUUAUUUUCCUUUGUCGUUGUCUUAAUAGAUCUUGUUAUAUAAUUGGUGUAAUUAAUCAUGGACUAUUCAUC
This is a messenger RNA of Brassica rapa (field mustard), 2859 nucleotides long. Its product is annotated as agamous-like MADS-box protein AGL61. The record is from RefSeq and is a predicted model, not a curated record. Gene Ontology annotation, molecular function: protein dimerization activity; DNA-binding transcription factor activity, RNA polymerase II-specific; RNA polymerase II cis-regulatory region sequence-specific DNA binding. Gene Ontology annotation, biological process: regulation of transcription by RNA polymerase II. NCBI's taxonomy places the organism in Eukaryota, Viridiplantae, Streptophyta, Magnoliopsida, Brassicales, Brassicaceae.